Molecule: messenger RNA, 1731 nt
Organism: Paralichthys olivaceus (Japanese flounder)
Lineage: Eukaryota; Metazoa; Chordata; Actinopteri; Pleuronectiformes; Paralichthyidae
Source: RefSeq, a predicted model, not a curated record
AUGUCCCAGCGAGCAGAUGCCUCCCAGUGUGGUGGGGUUGUGGUCGAAUUCGAGUCUGACGACAUCAGGGAAGCAAGAGCUAAGAAAGCAAGGAGUAUACCAGGUUCAGCUCUGAUCUACCUCAAAGGCCCCAAGUUUCUCAUCUAUGUCAGUGGAGCAUUGUCAAUGUGGGGUGACCGCAUGUGGCACUUUGCUAUCUCCGUGUUCCUGAUUGAGCUUUAUGGCCGUAACCUGCUGUUGACAGCGGUGUUUGGAUUGGUAGUGGCUGGGUCAGUGCUCCUGCUUGGAGCUUUGAUUGGAGACUGGGUUGAUCGCAAUCCAAGGAAUAAAGUUGCACAUGCAUCUCUUUUCAUUCAGAACAUCUCAGUGACAGUAUGUAGCAUUGUGCUCAUGUUGGUGUUCUCAUAUAAGCAAAGGAUUGAACAGAUCUGGGAUGGCUGGCUCACUGUGGUUUGUUAUACGGUGGUGAUCGUCCUGGCAGAUGUGGCAAACCUUGCAAGCACAGCGCUGACCAUUGCCAUUCAGAGGGACUGGAUUGUGGUUAUUACAGGCUACAACCGAGGUCACCUAGCUGGAAUGAAUGCAACCAUGAGGCGGAUAGAUCAGGUGACUAACAUCCUGGCCCCACUAGCAGUGGGACAGGUCAUGACCCUGGCCUCCAAUGUAGUAGGCUGUGGCUUCAUCCUGGGCUGGAACCUUGUGUCUCUCAUUGUGGAGUUCUUCUUCUUGUCACGAGUGUACCGCAUCGUCCCGGCUCUCUCGAUCAAACCACCAGUGGUGGAGGUGGAUCAGGUGUAUCUGCAGAGAUUGGAGAGGAGAAUGUCACUAGGCAACUGCAACACAGGCCUGAAUCUGAAAGAAAUCACAAACCUGCCUCUGUGUUUCCGGAGGUUUCGCUGGUUGUUGAGCACCUGUAAGGACGGCUGGAGGGCCUACUAUCGGCAGCCUGUCUUCCUGGCAGGAAUGGGUCUGGCUUUCCUCUACACAACAGUGCUGGGCUUUGACUGCAUUACCACUGGCUAUGCCUACACUCAGGGUAUAAGCGGCUCUCUCCUUAGUCUACUGAUGGGUGUUUCAGCGAUCACGGGGCUGUUGGGCACUGUGAUGUUCACCAGACUCAGGAAGACAUAUGGCCUGGUUAACACAGGCAUCAUCUCGAGCUGCAUCCACCUCGGCUGCUUGCUGCUGUGUGUGUGCUCCGUGUUUGCCCCUGGCAGCCCUAUGGAUCUUAGCUUGCUGAUGCCCUACUUUACCUCCAACUCCUCUACGGAGCUCGGAGGGAUGGCAAGCCAAAGGCAAAAACACACAUUUCCACUGAGGGGAGGAAGCAAUCAACCACUGCUUCCUGACCGCUCCUCCAUUCAUUGGACCAACAACACCGUGCUUUUUGACAACGUUCCCUCCGGCACAGCACCAGAGUCCUAUAUCUCCAUUAUCCUGUUGUUCUUGGGCGUCAUCACAGCACGCAUCGGUCUGUGGUCCUUUGACCUGACAGUGACCCAGCUCCUGCAGGAGAACAUCUGUGAGUCAGAGAGGGGUGUGGUAAACGGUGUGCAGAGCUCUAUGAAUUACCUGAUGGAUCUGCUUCACUUCAUCAUGGUCAUCUCCGCUCCACAGCCACAGCACUUUGGCAUCCUAGUUAUCAUUUCUGUGUUAUUCAUCACCACCGGGCACACCAUGUACUUCGUGUAUGCACACCAAGCCAAGAGAAAACGCCGCCUCAACACAUAA